GGUACAUAACUUGUAAAAGGUGGCCAAUGGGCCUCAGUAGAACCUGGGUCCGGAAAUUCAGUACCCAGACCCGUUUGCCUAAUAAACCCUAACAAAUUCCCCCAUAUAAAUACAUCCGCUUAAAACCCUAGAUUUUCUCUACACCUUCAUCACCUCUAAUCUCUACAGCCUCCCCCCUUCUCCGCCGCCGUCAAUUCACCAAAAUGACGACAGAAUCACUCGUCCUCCGCGGCACCAUGAGAGCCCACACUGACUGGGUCACCGCCAUUGCAACACCAAUCGACAAUUCCGACAUGAUUGUCACUUCUUCCAGAGACAAAUCCAUCAUUGUCUGGUCUUUAACCAAAGAUGGCCCACACUACGGUGUCCCCCGCCGCCGUCUCACCGGACACGGCCAUUUUGUCCAAGACGUCGUGCUUUCCUCCGAUGGGAUGUUCGCUCUUUCUGGAUCGUGGGAUGGUGAGCUUCGUUUAUGGGAUUUACAAGCGGGGACAACUGCCCGGCGUUUUGUCGGACAUACUAAGGAUGUUUUGUCGGUUGCUUUUUCCGUGGAUAAUCGUCAGAUUGUGUCUGCGUCGCGUGACAAGACGAUUAAGCUGUGGAAUACAUUGGGGGAGUGUAAGUACACGAUUCAGGAACAGGAUUCGCAUUCUGAUUGGGUUUCUUGUGUUCGUUUUAGCCCGAAUAAUCUCCAACCAACAAUUGUUUCGGGAUCAUGGGAUCGUACUGUGAAGAUUUGGAAUCUGACCAACUGUAAGCUGAGGUCUACUCUUGCUGGACACAGUGGGUAUGUGAAUACUGUCGCGGUUUCCCCAGAUGGUUCGUUGUGUGCUAGUGGAGGAAAAGAUGGAGUUAUAUUGCUGUGGGAUUUGGCUGAAGGGAAGAAACUGUAUUCGCUUGAUGCUGGGUCGAUUAUCCAUGCUCUUUGUUUUAGCCCUAAUAGGUACUGGCUUUGUGCUGCUACUGAAUCUAGUAUCAAGAUUUGGGAUUUGGAGAGCAAGAGUAUUGUGGUUGAUCUUAAAGUGGAUUUGAAACAAGAGAGCGAAAUGUCUGCUGCUACUGCUGAGGGAUCUACUGCUGCGAAAAACAAGGUCAUAUACUGCACCAGUUUGAGCUGGAGUGCUGAUGGAAGCACACUUUUCAGUGGCUAUACCGAUGGUCUGAUUAGAGUUUGGGGAAUUGGGCGUUAUUAAGGAAGAAGAGGAUCUAGGGGAACCAUUUGGCCAAUACUGAAUUAAACGCAUUUAGUUUGCUAAGAUUCUCCCUGUUUUUCAUUGUUAUGAGGUUUUAACUGCUUCAAUUUUGGAUUCUUAUUUAGUUUUUGUUACAUUUUGGAUAUCUUGCUAUAGAUCUAAGUUAUUUUGCUUUA
This is a messenger RNA of Capsicum annuum, 1369 nucleotides long. Its product is annotated as guanine nucleotide-binding protein subunit beta-like protein. The record is from RefSeq and is a predicted model, not a curated record. Gene Ontology annotation, biological process: positive regulation of protein phosphorylation; rescue of stalled cytosolic ribosome. Gene Ontology annotation, cellular component: nucleus; cytosol. The coding region runs from base 204 to 1193 and encodes 329 amino acids. The transcript has 2 exons. Gene Ontology annotation, molecular function: protein kinase C binding; ribosome binding; translation regulator activity. Lineage: Eukaryota; Viridiplantae; Streptophyta; Magnoliopsida; Solanales; Solanaceae.